This is a messenger RNA of Linum tenue, 195 nucleotides long. NCBI's taxonomy places the organism in Eukaryota, Viridiplantae, Streptophyta, Magnoliopsida, Malpighiales, Linaceae. The record is from the annotation of a GenBank genome assembly.
AUGUCGAAGUAUCUCCGGGACACUGGGUCUGAGAAUGAUCGUAUUAGCCAUGUUAAAAGAACGACUAAUAGUGCGGCUCACAUUAUGGCUCAUAGUAAGACGAACUGGGAGAGUAGAGAAGUGUGGAUUGACAGGCUGCCGAUUUUCCUUGUUGACCAGCUGGUGCUGGAUAAUGUAACCCCAAUUUUACCUUAA